AUGCCUCGAAAGCGACGUAUUAGGUGUGUUUCACGAAUAUCUUCUUUAUAUUGGCAAAGCAGUGAGGAAACUGCUACAUAUGAAAAACCUCAGAAGAUACCUGUGCUCGAGUCACGAGAAACGGUAGUCACAAAAUCAAGAUUGCGCGACAAAGCAUUCGGAGAUAAUCAACUUAAAGAUGGCGGCUCUUCAUCAGCAGCCAAGUCAUCUGCUAUGCUACUUCUUCUUUCCCUGCCUACGCUAGAAGCUAUAUUGCCACUCUUAUUCGAGUUUCUAUGUCAAUAUUGCCAAUUUAAUAUUAAUGAACGCCAACGAGGCCAUCGAACUUUGGCGUAUCAUGGUUACUGCAAUUAUUCGGAUGGCAGAUGAUAAUGAGCUAUGGAAAAUUAAAUAUGAUUGCAAUGACCAAUUUCAACAGCAUCAGCUCAGCCGUCGUCAUGGAUUCAUAUAAAUUGUUAAAAGUGUAUAACAUCUAUUUUUUGUUGUGAAUUAUGUAUUUACUUUUUCUCAAAUAGUCGUUAGCAAGGCAUAUUCAACAACGUAGAAGUGAUUUCGACAGUUGUCUCUUUUGGACUGCGACUGAAUUGUCAAACAUAGAUCAAAAUAUUUCAAAUGUUAUUAAAAAAACAACAUUUUAAAUUUUUCGUAUUUUUGGCUACCAUGACAAAAACAUUUAAAGGUACAACCUCUCGUUCAAUUUCUCCGCCAUAAGGUUUUUUGACGUUUGCUAGCAUUUUAAGUACACUCUCUCGAAAUGAUUUAAAUGUCA
This is a messenger RNA of Rhagoletis zephyria (snowberry fruit fly), 769 nucleotides long. RefSeq lists its product as uncharacterized. The record is from RefSeq and is a predicted model, not a curated record. Lineage: Eukaryota; Metazoa; Arthropoda; Insecta; Diptera; Tephritidae.